Messenger RNA from Cydia splendana, 7274 nucleotides. It is a transcript of the gene pico, whose product is annotated as amyloid beta A4 precursor protein-binding family B member 1-interacting protein. Bases 359 to 3388 code for a protein of 1009 amino acids. Gene Ontology annotation, biological process: signal transduction. The transcript has 15 exons. NCBI's taxonomy places the organism in Eukaryota, Metazoa, Arthropoda, Insecta, Lepidoptera, Tortricidae. The record is from RefSeq and is a predicted model, not a curated record.
ACAUUAUGUUUAGGUAUCCCUCUCCUAUCGUAGCCGUAUGGAGUCAGUACGGUCGGUACGGCACGGGUGUCGACCGUCGUACUCACUGGCUGGACGGGCUCUGUUUCAGUGUGCAAUGAAUCUUACCGGAAUGCAUUGACGACUCUUGGGAUCACAAACAUAAUUUUGUUAACUAGUAAACAUUCCGUAAGUGAAAUUACAUUCGGUCCUCUAAGAAGUUUUACUAAGUUGUGAGAUACAAAUCGUGUUUACUUUACAGACAGUGAGUGAACUACAUAUAUGUUUUGAAUUGUGACGGACGGCGUUGUAUGAUGAUAUUGGAGGGAAUGCAGUUCCAAUUACCUUCUUGAAGUAGCGGAUGGCGCUGGUUGAGGAAGCAGGCGCGGGCGCCGCCGCCGACGACCCGGAGGCCCUGCUCAACGAGUGGCUCGGCGAGCUCACCGUGCUCACAGCGGGUCUAAAUGCGUGUAACGAGGGCGAGAGCGCGCUGAGGCCGCUCGAGAUCGUGGCGCCGCGCAUCGACACCUACCGGUUCUCGAUGGCCAACCUCGAGGAGACACACGACGCCGACCUCGACGCCAUUCUAGGCGAGCUAUGCGCGCUCGACUCCGAGUACGACGAGGAGAUAUCUAGGGUCUCUUCAGGUUACUCGUCGAGUAGCAAAGAGCGCGACGGGCCGGGCUGCGCGCGCCGGCAGGAGUGCAAGGACAGCUGCGACGGCGCCUCCGUGGCGAGGACCGACUCGCCCGACAAUGACUCCGCCUUUAGUGAUACUGUUUCAAUGCUGUCGAGCGAAUCUUCGGCGUCGAGUAGUACUAGUGCAAAAUGUAAAGCGAUGAAACUCAAUUUACAUCAAGAUCAAAAGAAUGCGAGUUUCCAACAGAAGGCUGAUAAGAUAAAGCUAGCGUUAGAGCGCAUGCGCGAGGCGAACAUCAAGAAGUUGUUUAUCAAGGCGUUCUCAACGGACGGCUCGUCCAAGAGCCUGCUGGUGGACGAGAAGAUGAGCUGCGGCUACGUAACCCGGCUGCUGGCCGACAAGAACCACGUGUCCAUGGAGCCCAAGUGGGCCGUGAUCGAGCAGCUGCCCGAUCUACAUAUGGAGCGUGUGUAUGAAGACCAUGAAAUGUUAGUGGAUAAUUUAAUGUUAUGGACAAGAGAGUCGAAAAAUAAAAUAUUAUUCGCCGAAAGACCAGACAAAAUAUCAUUGUUUCAAACUCCGGAGAAGUUCCUUUUAUCGGAGGAUGAUAGAGGAUGGUCAAGCGAGCACGAUGAGCAUUCGAGACAAGUGAUAUUAGAAGAAUUCUUCGGUCAAAGCGGCGCGGCGAGCAGCGCGGCGCCGUCCGUAUCAGGCCACCCCGUGCCACCAAUGGAGGGCCCGCUCUACCUCAAGAGCGACGCCAAGAAGGGCUGGAAGAAGUACCACUUCGUCCUCAGGCCUUCCGGUCUCUACUAUUCGCCGAAGGAUAAAGUGAAGACGCUGAAAGAACUAGUCUGCUUAGCGACUUUCGACACGAACGAAGUUUACUUAGGAUUGAAUUGGAAGAAGAAAUACAAGUCACCGACCGACUACUGUUUUGCUAUCAAGCACCCGAGGCUACAACAACCAAAGAGUGUUAAGUUUAUUAAAUUCCUGUGCGCGGACGACCAGCGGACGCUGGAGCGAUGGGUCACCGCCAUGAGGAUAGCCAAGCAUGGGAGGCAGCUCCUGGAGAACCACCGGUCGCUAGUGGAGGAGCUCACGCAGGAGGACCUGGACCACCUCGCGCAUGCGCGCUCCUGCUCGAUAACGUCGAUCCCUACGAAGACCGGCGGCGCGGCGCCGGCGGGCGCCAGCAGCCCGGCGCAGGCCUCCAGCAUCUCCAGCAGCGCCAGCGUCGCCAACUCCGAUAUCAGCAGCGGCAGGCACUCGCGCGCCUCGUCGUCCAGCUCGAGCGGCUGCCUGUCCGACGGCGGCACGGCCUCCGAGAGCGCCUUCGACUGCGAGUUCCCCAUGGGAACGAUAAAGCGCAAACCGUCGAUGAAGCCGAACAUCCCGCUGACGUGGAUGACGCGGCAGCUGAAGGAGAUGGCGGAGACGGAGGCGGCCGAGGCGGAGGAGGCCGGCGACGGCGGCACGCUCACGCGCACGCCGCGCGCCGCCUGUGACGACUCCACGCUCAAGCGCAGACACCACAUCAAUUCAUCAGAAACCGCAAUUUAUGGCAGAACUACACUAAUGAACAGCCCGGCUCGCGAGGAGCCGACGUCCCCGGGUUACGGCAUCUACGAGAGCAUCCCGCGCGAUGCCGCGCCGGCGACCGCCGACACCGCCUCCUCGCUGUACGGGUACGCCGGCCUGUACGAGCCGGCGCGCGCGCCGCCCGCCGACGACCUGCCUCCGCCGCCCGCCCUGGAGCCCGACGCCAUGUUCAGCUCCACCCUGAGCCUGGACUCGUUGCCGCCGCCUCCGCCGCCCCCCGAUCCCGUCGAGGAUCUCUCGGGCUCCCAGCUCAGCCUGCCUCCUCCGCCACCCGAACACACCAUAGACACUCAACCGGGCCGCGUGCAUGACAUCGUCAAUCAGCUGACUUCGCAUCAGAUCGAACAGACCGCCCGAGCGGGUUUGUCACGAGCCAACUCUCGAAACUCCGAUCUGAGCCGCUCGUUCCCGCGGCAGCCCUCCCUGGACAGCGUCAGCUCCGGCGCUUCGCGGACUUCCUCCCUUCAUUCCGAUAAGAGUAUCUACGGUCAACAGAACGUGGCGUAUGGUGCAUGUUUAGCUGAACUUCAAAACAAGAAGUUGAGCAACGGCAGUCCCUCCCUUCAAAAGAAAAUAUUGGCGGAGCCAACGAAGGAACGCACGGGGUCGAUGAAGAAAGUGAAUUUCGCUGACGAUUUGCCCACGUGCACCGACUCUGCAAAAAAGAACAAGAAAAUCACAUUUAACUUGAAGGAGGCACCGCCGAUGUCGCCGCGCAAGCCACCCCCGCCGAAACGCAACGAAAGCACACGACUGUCGUCUCCCAAGAAGUUGGCGGAUUCCAACAGCAACCCGCCCAAAGAAUUUCUUAAAGAUCUGCAACGUGUGAUGAGAAAGAAGUGGCAGGUCGCACAAAAGUGUAAGUUGGAGCCUGCGACGACACCUCACGAAGUCCUCGGCUUCCGAGAAUAUCCCCUGUCGGAGGACUACAAAGAGACGAGCGUGUCGAUGUGGGUGCAGGAGCAUUACGGCAGCGCCGUGGAGGACCCGUUCUACGAGAACGUGUACGGGCGCGAGGCGAGCUCGGCGCCGCGCCGCGAGGAGCCCAAGCCCAUCAAGAAGAGGCCGCCACCCGCGCCGCCGCGCCGUAGCGACUCCACGCACCUGACCUCGCACCCGCUGCCGUCCGCCGUGCACCCCUCCGCUUGAAACCCGCUGUGGCGCGCGUGCUGCUGGCUGUGGACAGGCCGGGCGCCCGCCGCCGACGACGUACAUGACGAUUUCAGUACUCGACGGUUCUGCGAUAGUUUGAGCAGUUCCACUAGCACGGUUGAUCGUUUUGUAUAGUGUAUAACGCACGGGUAGAGAUUCUUGUAGGUACGAUGAAGUGAAUGGUGUAGUUUUCCUGUUUUUUAUUGAAUAGUUAUAAUUAUUACAUUUAGGUACACAACUGAUUACUAAAUGUACGCUGGGUGUUUAGGAGUAAUUUAAUAAGUCACCAACAUAUGGACAUUUAUGCCUAUACUAGUAACAAAUUUUAUUAUGAUAAUUUUUCAAGUAGGUAAGGUACCGAUAUUACUAGUGCUAAACUGUGCGAGCACAGUUUGUAUCCAAUAAAUCGUUUGCAAAAUACGUUAAGCGCGUUAAAUUUAAACAACUAAUGUAAGAAAAGACAAAUGUGGUCUAAACUUAUAAGUGUGCUAGUUGAAGCUUAUAUUAUAUAUUCUACCCGCUAAAAGUGAUGUAACUAGGUAAUUUUUCAGAAGUGUAGUUCUGACAAGAAAAGUGAAGACCAAUUUCGAUGUUAUAAUGUUAUUAUUUCGAAAAAUAUAAUAAAUAAUUUAUCGUAAUUUGAAUGGCGGUGCUAUUUUGAAAAGGUAUACUAAUGUAUUGUAGGUAAUUUGUGAGUCUACUUGUAAUGAAACUGCUUAAAAAACGAGCUACCUAAUAUAGUUCUAGGCUAAACAUAAUUUCUAAGUAAUCUUUAAAGAAUAUCUUAGUUUAUUUAUUUUAAAAUUUAAUAACAUGACAGUUUAACUUAUUUAUCUAAGUUAGUUUAUUACAAGUAGACAGACAAAAUGGUUCAGGGAAUGAGUUGGAGUUUCGUGUCAAUUUUUAUUUUUGUGUUCCUAGUGAAAGAAAACAUUCAUUUAAAAAUCUUGGUAGAUUCAAGUGAUGUCAGGAAAUAAUGUACCUGACAAGACCUUCAAAAUUGCGGCUUCAGGAGGGGUUUAUGUAAAAUUGUUAAUGUUCUAUUUGGAUCUAAUGCGUCAUUUUACAAACGCAAACCGACAUUAAGCCGGCGGCAUAGAAGGUAAACCGGGCUCCUGUUAAAUAUGUAUGUAUAAUCAACAAACAGGUGCACUUGUUAGUGUGCCUGGCUCAAAUUGCUGGCACAAUUUACAUUUAUUUGGAAUGUAUGUAUUUUCAUUUGCUAAUGAUAUUUUAUGCUAGAUAUCCUGCAGUGUUAAAAAUUUGAUGCUGCCUAAAUGUAGGAUUAUACAGGGCGGCUACUCCUUGGACCGGAGUCGAGAAUAUUUAACAGAAUAACUUAUUAUUUUCGCAAUAUGUUGCAGUUACUCGUUUUAAAAGUCCUAUUUUAUCCAAAGCAAAAUGCAGCUACCAUUCCACCUUACAUUUAUUCUACAUACGACAAACAUGAGUUUUAUCACUCUCGUAAUGCCUACUUUAAGACUUCAUUUGAUUGGGUCUUUUUUUGGGUUAAUUUAUUAAUAACUACAAGUCCUACAACAACAAGACACACCCGGGUAUUUCAGGCCUAUAUCCUCGUUUCAGACCAUAGUCUAAUAAAACAUGGUCUUCUCUUCCCAGAGUGACACAAUCCUACGUCACAACAACAUUGCCACUUUAUAUAGCGCUAUUGCAUAUUGUCAUAUAGCGCUGUCGCAUGAUGACGUAGGCUUGUGUCAGUCACGAGUCACGUGGUCGGAAGAGAGUACCAGGCGGAGUAUAUUAUUAUACCAUGGUUUCAGACCAUAUUGUGUAAGAAUUGUAAAUUAUAAUAAUACAGAAUCGGUUCCUUAACAUUUUAGAGAAAGUAUUUUAUUUGAAGAUAUUAUAUAUGUAUGACCUUGACAUUAGACGGCAAAUAACAUAUAGCUAUAUAACAAUUCCUAAUUUAGUGCCAUAAUUAUGAAAACAUAUUUUGUUGUUUUUUGGCAAGGUUAUUCGUAUUUAUUUAAUGGAUAAAACUCUAAUCGUUAAUUUAUUUAUUUAGAUGAAAAAAAAACCAUAGUACCUACCUAUAUGUGCGUACGGAAGCAUUCAGAAAUGUGAAGCGUACCUAUAUACUUAGGUACAGCUGCAAUUUAUACUCCCCUAUUUAUAUGACGUUUGCGCAGACACAUAAUAUAGGCAAUGAAAAGGACAAAAUGAAAAAAUAAACAUAACUCCAAUAUCAUAAAGAUCUCACUGUAGUCAGAAUGCGUUACUUAUUUUUAUGUUCGGGCUGUGAUUUCCUUUUUGUGUCUGGCUUAGUUUCUGAUAUUGAUUUGUAUAAGUAGUACCUACCCAAUAAAAAAAAGGUUGAAUCUGGGGGCCAAUUUUUGAAAUUCGAGCGCUCGAUUUCGUCACUCGAAAAUCGGUGGAAAACAGUGAAAUACGUGCGAUAGAAAUUGGUAUUGACCACUCGUUUUCAAUUCUAUUAGUAGAAUUUAAAUGCCGGAUACUGGAGAUAUUAUUGAACGAAAUACACGAAAUCGAGCGGUCGAAAUUAAAAAAUCGGCCCCCUGCAGUGAAUGCUACUUGCGCAAAUUUUAAGAGAUUCCAUUCCUUAGUAACAAUCUAUUUUGUGUUACAUACUUGAUAAUAUUUACACCAUUCUAGGAAAGAAAAGCGAUGGACAUGCUCAGGCUAGGCUGGCACAGUAGACGUCAAUACACGUUAGGUCAUAAUAUUUUUUAAUCAUAAUGAUAAAAGAACACGUUACUUUGUAUCUAGUUAAGUCGGGUUAAUUUUACUUCGUUUACGAAAUAACAAAGCGAGAUAUUUAGCUAGACUAACUAUCUACAUUUACUAUUUAGGUGAAAUUUGGUGGAGAUAACUUUUUCAGCAUUAUAUAAUAACUCCCGGGGUGAAACUAUACACUAUGACAUUGUAAUAUUGUACCUACUUAUACCUACCUAGUAUUCAUACUAUUGAAUAUUGCCGAUAACAAACAAACCGUUUGAGACAUAAUUAUUAUACAUGUAGCGUCAUUAAGUAAUCACCGCACGUAUAAAUAGGCAACGAGAAUCCAUCCAGAUUCAAAUUCGGGUUACGAAGACUGAAAGCAUAAUUGAUCCGAUUUUGACAAUAAACUUGCGUCCAAUGUUGGCAUAGAGGUACCUAUUAAGGUGUUAGUGUUUAACCGGCUAAUUCCAAUAGUUGACGUUCCUGGAAUUAAGAUUGAAAAAGGCAACUAUUGGGCCAGUGUUGAAGCACUGGCACUGUUACGCUAAAUGAUCUUUUUUAAAUGGCGCGUAUGCCAACUCCGGUGAGUCCGCAGUCUAUUAUUGUGUAAACAAGGCCAUCACGUAGGUCCGGGUGCACUAACCACAACCGAUGGACUGAUUAACAUAGCUCGACAGAGAAUUAGAUUUCCACUUCUCUCUACAAUAAAUAAAGAGACGUAAUUAUUGUGAUUAGGUACUGAUGGUUUAGUGCAACCCACCCUUAAUGUGUGUUAUUAUUCUAUCAAUAACUUGUUAAUUAACGAGGAAUAAUUUUGAUAAUUAUUUAGUUUAUACAACACUUAAUUAUUACCAUUGAUCUUUAAACAUAGGGCAACCAAGACUAAUUGUAUUGUAUGGGGUACGAAGCUAUGUAGCUAACAGUUGGUAUUGUACCUACUAAUGGAUGUGUCCUAUGUUAAGCAUUUAAAUAUAAAAAAUAAACUGGAAUAUUAGAUACGGGUUCUACUAUUUUCAACAGACGUUAUAAAUUUAUGUAUUCGAUACGAUUUAGUUCUAAAACUAUUAUAUAUGUAACGCAUUUAUUAGUAUUCAUGGAUAUCUAAGUUAAAAUUGUACAGAACAAAUUAAUUAUAAUAUUAGUUCUUUGUAUAUUUUUUCAAAUAUAACGAAAUUUCAAAUUG